Messenger RNA from Pollicipes pollicipes, 1295 nucleotides. RefSeq lists its product as uncharacterized. Lineage: Eukaryota; Metazoa; Arthropoda; Thecostraca; Pollicipedomorpha; Pollicipedidae. Gene Ontology annotation, cellular component: plasma membrane. Bases 28 to 753 code for a protein of 241 amino acids. The record is from RefSeq and is a predicted model, not a curated record. The transcript is spliced from 3 exons.
GAGAGGGACCGCCUGGUGGACGCUCGGAUGGAGGGGCUGAAGGGCGGCCAGACGCAGCUGACCAACAUGGUUCAGGAGUCGAUGGCCAUGGCCGAGGGGCUCUACGAGCGGGUCAACCAGGGCUACAACGACCUGAAGAGGGAGAUCCAAGGCCUGUCGAACCUGGAGGAGGUGAUGGUGGACACGGCGGACAGCGUGCUGGACACCAAGCGGCGGCUGGAGUUCGGCGUGCAGCAGAUCCUGCUGGAGGUGGAGGCGGCCGUCAAGGCGCAGGGCAUCAAGAUCAACGGCACGUUCUCCACCAAGUUCGGCAGCAUCUCGCAGGAGAUCCUGGCCAACCAGUCGGUGGCGCUGCACAACAUGACCAAGUCGAUCGAGGGCGAGAUCGCGCAGGUCUGGCGCCAGAUCGGCGUCAUGUACCAGACGCUCUCGAGCUCGGCGGAUGUGCUGGACAAGAUCGAUGACAAGACCACUCAGUAUGUCAACGGCUCGCUUGAGCAGACCGAAAAGGUGGACGGCACGGUGGGCGACGUGGCUAAGCGCGUCGGCGAGGUGGAGGAGAACCUCAACUUCCUGCUGGGCCGCCUCUCGCUGGUCGUCUCCGAGUUCAACCAGAUGAAGUCGGGUAUCGGCGCUGAACUCGACCUGCUGCGCACCAAGUUCAAGACGUUCGGCCCCGAGUCGGCCUACGUCGUCAGCGACGCCGGCGGCGCCGACGGCGACGGCGGUCUGCGGAAGAUACCGAUCCAGUGACGGCGCGGCGCGGCGGCGUGAGAGCGGCGCAGCGGCGUGAGGGCGGCGCCGGGAGCCGGCGGGGUCGGAGGCGCGCGGCCGGGGUGGUUUUGCGGCGGUGCGGCGCUCGGUCCGGUGUGGAGAGCGUCACUGUCACAGGCCGGAGUGAACUGGGUCGCAGUGCGAACGGCCUCGGCAGCAGAGCGCACGCUUUUUGCGAGGUUGAUCUUUUUGUACAGUGUGACGUAUUUUAAGGCUCAUUAAUUUCAGUCGCGCUGACGGAGGGUCGAGGCUGGGAGAUGAAAGUAGAUCUUGUGGCGUUAUCAUGCGAGUAGGUUUUCAUUGAGUGUGUAGGAUAAUUUCAGCCAUACGCAUCGGGCUGCAGGGCUUUGGAAAACAUCGAAAAUCCACGCUCUGUCAUGCGGCCGAAAUGAGUUGCAUCCAUGCUGUCGGUAACUGUCGCGAGCUGGUCUCAAAGCGCUUUGCUUUUCACGCCCCGUACUCACUGCUUCCAUUUCGCUCUUGUGUUAAGAUUGCAGUGGUGUGCUGUUAGCAAACAUCGU